AUGGACUCGGACGACGAGGACGUCAUGGCCGUGCUCAUGGACGAGGAGCUCGCUAUCGCGGCUGCGACCAGGGACGCCGCUGGAGGCGACGAGCAUCUGGCGAUUCUCGUCUCCCUCUUGGCCAUGAUCGCCGAGGAGGACAAGCCGAUCAUUGGUGGCUCCGCGCCGGGCCAUCACAAGAGCAAGCCUAGGAAGAGGAUGAAAGGCUAUUGCAUGCUCUACGCCGACUACUUCGCCGACGAUCCAUUGCACGGCGACACCGUGUUCCGCCGUCGUUUCCGGAUGAGUAGGAAACUCUUUCUGAAGAUAGUCGAGAAUUUGAGGGAGAUCGACUACUUCAAGUUGAAGAGAGACGCCGUCGGUGAUCUUGGUUUCUCGACUAUUCAGAAAUGCAUAGUAGCUCUUCGGAUGCUUACCUAUAAAAUUGCAGGCGAUACACAAGAUGACUAUCUACGCAUGGCAGAGUCCACGGCCAUUGAUUGCAUGUACAGAUUCUGCAGGGCAAUUGUGGCAGUGUUUGGAGAGACCUAUCUGCGCACACCCAAUGUGGCAGACACAGCUCAGAUAUUAGCACAAAAUGCAGAGAUAGGUUUUCCUGGGAUGCUUGGAAGCAUCGACGGCAAUGCCCCUCCGGUGCAGUUUGAGAUCAAUGGCUACCAGUAUGACAAGGGCUACUAUCUUGCAUAUGGCAUAUAUCCAAGAUGGUCAACAUUUGUGAAGACAAUCUCGAACCCUGUACCUGGAGGGAAGAAAGCUUGGUUUGCUCAAAUGAAGGAGGCUGCCAGAAAGGAUGUGGAGAGGGCAUUUGGUGUGUUGCAAGCUCGCUUUGUCAUUGUCUGA
Molecule: messenger RNA, 840 nt
Organism: Lolium perenne
Lineage: Eukaryota; Viridiplantae; Streptophyta; Magnoliopsida; Poales; Poaceae
Source: RefSeq, a predicted model, not a curated record